AUGGAGUGUACACACUCUUCAAGUACAUUGUUGUCAUAUUCGAAUAAUUUAGGAAUUUGUUCAGAUCAAAUGAUGACAAAUUCACAUCACUGUAUGAAGAUCGAGCCGAGUUUUCCCGUAGAAAUGGAAAGAACUCCAAUGAAAGAAUUCAGUAACAUAGAAUCAAAUACACUAGUUGAGAAUGUUGUUCAAAAUUAUGAGUAUCAUAAUCCUACCGUAUGCAGCAAUUCAUUGAUUCCUGAUAAUUUCUCAAACUAUACCAUUAGGAAUGAUUGUACCGCUUGUCAAUUACCUGGAUGUACAUACUAUUCUCAGAAUCACAUGAUAACAAACUAUCCUUACACCCCAUCCCAAAACUAUUUAAAUGAAUACAACUACUCACCUGGACAUGCAAACAAUAUCCAAUAUCCGUUCAGUUGCCAUCAAACUUGUAACUAUUAUCCGUCAUAUUCACCUAUUCGAAACCAAGAAGGGAUUUUCUCUCUCAAAGUUGAAUCUACUGAUAGUGAUACUGAGAACAAAUGUUUUUCAACCAAAAAUGAAGAUAAGAUGAAGAAAAAGUAUGGAUGUACAUUUCCUGGCUGUGAGAAAAGAUAUCUAAAGGCAAGUCAUUUAAAAGCUCAUUAUCGAAUUCAUACUGGUGAACGUCCAUUAGUGUGUGUAUUUCCUUAUUCACGUAAAAUAACCGGGAAAAUUCCGAUUAAUUCAUUGACUUUACCAAUAUGUGGCGAAACAUUUGCUCGCUCAGAUGAAUUAACUCGACAUUUAAGAAAGCAUUUAAAUUUACGACCAUUUAAAUGUAAUUUAUGCUCAAAAACAUUUAGUCGAUCUGAUCAUUGCAAAACACAUUUACGUACUCAUAUCAACAAUCUCGAUAAAACAACUCAUUCACAUCCCAAUAAUCAUUCUCUUACAUCAAACUAUAAUAAUAGUAAUGAAAUGAACAACAAUUGUAUUCAUCCUACAAUACAUUUUACAUCACCAGACGAAGUGCAUAAGAAUUCUUUCAUUAAUCCUUUACCAACAAUGGCAUCGUCAUCAUAUCUCCCAUUUCUGAUCAAUACAGAAUAUCCACAUUUAUCGUCAUCAAGAUCGAAUUCAUUAUCUUUAGCUUCCUCUUCCAUACAUUCUUCAUUAUAA
Molecule: messenger RNA, 1140 nt
Organism: Schistosoma turkestanicum
Lineage: Eukaryota; Metazoa; Platyhelminthes; Trematoda; Strigeidida; Schistosomatidae
Source: the annotation of a GenBank genome assembly